UUUGUAUUUUCUGUUUUCAAAUGUUCUUUCAAUUUCUAUGCGGUCCCUUUCUUCGUGUUUCCAUUUCCGCUUUUCACAAUCAAGCUUUCCGUUUUUGAAAGACUAAAUUGAGAUUUUUAGUUGAAUUUAUUUCGGUUUUCGGUGUUUAAUUUAAUUAAUUGUAAAAUGGCUAAAAUGAAUAAAUUAGUUACCUCUUCCAGAAGGAAGCAAAGGAAAAGGCAUUUUAAUGCUCCAUCACAUAUUAGACGCCGGAUUAUGUCAGCACCUCUUUCAAAGGAAUUGAGGACUAAAUAUGGUGUAAGAAGUAUGCCAAUUCGUAAAGAUGACGAAGUUCAAGUUGUGCGAGGUCAUCACAAGGGAUCACAAGUUGGCAAAGUAGUUCAAUGUUACCGAGCCAAAUAUGUUAUCCACAUUGAAAGAAUUCAAAGAGAAAAGGCUAAUGGUGCUUCGGUUCAUGUUGGUAUUCAUCCUUCCAAAGUUGUUAUUGUCAAGUUAAAGAUGGACCGUGAUAGGAAAAAUAUUAUUCAAAGACGAGCUAAAGGCAGAGAAGCUGGAGAAGGCAAGGGAAAACACACUGAAGAAACCAUUGAAUCAUAAAUUUUGAAUACAUUCAAUGUAACUAUUCUAUCAAUAACAAUUUAAAUACCUUCAAGUGUA
Panonychus citri (citrus red mite) is the source of this 657-nucleotide messenger RNA. It is a transcript of the gene RpL26, whose product is annotated as 60S ribosomal protein L26-like. Bases 166 to 597 code for a protein of 143 amino acids. The transcript is spliced from 3 exons. The record is from RefSeq and is a predicted model, not a curated record. Gene Ontology annotation, molecular function: structural constituent of ribosome; RNA binding. Gene Ontology annotation, cellular component: ribosome; cytosolic large ribosomal subunit. NCBI's taxonomy places the organism in Eukaryota, Metazoa, Arthropoda, Arachnida, Trombidiformes, Tetranychidae. Gene Ontology annotation, biological process: ribosomal large subunit biogenesis; cytoplasmic translation.